Molecule: messenger RNA, 486 nt
Organism: Apis florea (little honeybee)
Lineage: Eukaryota; Metazoa; Arthropoda; Insecta; Hymenoptera; Apidae
Source: RefSeq, a predicted model, not a curated record
ACGAAGAAAAGUGUUUGACAGUGAACGAGAACGAUCGAAGGAUGAGCCGACUGUUUCUGAUCCUGCUGCUCGUGUACGUCGUUUCGGCGACUCGAUGCAUCGUGAAGGACGACAAGGACGAGCCAGAGGUUCACGUGAUCCGCUUAGGAGAUCGCAGUGGAGAGUCAGACGAGUCGGACGUGGUCACGCUGCAGAUCCCGGACACCAGGCGCAAACGGGAAACGCAUGAAAUUUGCAAGAAGGACAGCGAUUGUACGAAAGGAGACGUCUGCGUUCCUUAUUUAGGAUGCAUGAAGGGACAUCGAAAAGAUCGCGCGUCGAAUAAUUUCACUCAGAUGUAAUCGCCCCUCCUCGAUUCGAUUCAACGAUGAACCAUUAUCUCCUCGACCAUAUAUACAUAUAUAUAUAGUAAUAACGUAUUUACACGCACCUAACACACUUGUACGCACCUCGUGAUUCGAAACAAUAAAGUGACUUGCAUUGAAA